Molecule: messenger RNA, 1566 nt
Organism: Rangifer tarandus platyrhynchus (Svalbard reindeer)
Lineage: Eukaryota; Metazoa; Chordata; Mammalia; Artiodactyla; Cervidae
Source: the annotation of a GenBank genome assembly
AUGUCUUUACGUUUACACGCACUGCCCACCCUGCCUGGAGUUGUCAGACGGGGCUGCAAGGAACUGCUGUGUUUGUUGGUUAUCACGGUGACUGUGAGCCGAGGCGCCUCCGGGGUGUGCCCCACCGCUUGCAUCUGUGCCACUGACAUCGUCAGCUGCACCAACAAAAAUCUGUCCAGGGUGCCUGGGAACCUUUUCAGGCUGAUCAAGAGACUGGAUCUGAGUUACAACAGAAUUGGGCUUCUGGAUUCUGAGUGGAUUCCAGUAUCCUUGGUAAAGCUGAACACCCUCAUUAUUCGGCACAACAACAUCACGAGCAUUUCCUCGGACAGUUUUUCCACCACUCCAAAUCUGAAGUGUCUUGACUUGUCAUCCAACAAGCUGAAGACUGUGAAAAGUGCAGUGUUCCAAGAGCUGAAGGUUCUGGAAGUGCUCCUGCUUUACAACAAUCACAUUUCCUAUCUGGAUCCUUCAGCGUUUGGAGGGCUCUCCCAACUGCAAAAACUGUACUUAAGUGGAAACUUUCUCACGCAGUUUCCCAUGGAUUUGUAUGUUGGAAGGUUCAAGCUGGCAGAACUGAUGUUUCUAGAUGUUUCUUAUAACCGGAUCUCCUCUCUGCCAAUGCAUCAUAUAAAUUUAGUGCCAGGAAAGCAACUGAGAGGUAUCUUCCUUCAUGGAAACCCCUUUGUCUGUGACUGUUCCCUCUACUCCUUGCUGAUUUUUUGGUACCGUAGGCACUUCAGCUCAGUGAUGGAUUUUAAGAAUGAUUAUACCUGUCGCCUGUGGUCUGACACUAGGCACUUCCAUCAGGUGCUUCUGCUCCAGGGUAGCUUCCUGAACUGCUCUGACAGUAUCAUCAAUGGUUCCUUCCGUGCCCUUGGCUUUAUUCACGAGGCUCAGGUCGGGGAAAGGCUGAUGGUCCACUGUGACGGCAAGACUGGUAGGGCAAAUACCGAUUUCAUGUGGGUCGGUCCAGAUAACAGAGUGCUGGGGCCCGACAAAGAGAUGGAAAACUUCCAUGUGUUUCCCAAUGGAAGCCUGGUUAUAGAAAGUCCUCGUUUUGAGGAUGCUGGAGUGUAUUCCUGUGUUGCAAUGAAUCGCCAGCGUCUGUUAAAUGAAACUGUGGAUGUCACAAUAAACGUGAGCAAUUUCACCAUAAACAAAUCCCACGCGCACGAGGCAUUUAACACAGCUUUUACCACGCUUGCAGCCUGCGUAGCCAGCAUUGUUUUGGUCCUUCUAUACCUCUAUCUGACACCGUGUCCCUGCAAGUGUAAACCCAAGAGACGUAAAAAUAUGUUAAGCCAAAGCAAUGUCCACGCAUCUAUUCUCACUCCCUGCCCUGAUAGCGAGGCCGCCACUGAUGAACGGAAGGCAGGGGCCGGGAAAAGAGUAGUGUUUCUGGAACCCUUGAAGGAUACCGCAGCAGGGCAGAAUGGGAAGGUCAGGCUCUUUCCCAGUGAAACAGUCAUAGCUGAGGGCAUCUUAAAGUCCACGAGGGUGAAAUCCGACUCAGAUUCGGUCAAUUCAGUGUUUUCAGACACACCCUUUGUGGCGUCCACUUAA